Morone saxatilis (striped sea-bass) is the source of this 2684-nucleotide messenger RNA. RefSeq names its product stathmin-4-like. The record is from RefSeq and is a predicted model, not a curated record. Bases 1 to 492 code for a protein of 163 amino acids. Gene Ontology annotation, molecular function: tubulin binding. Gene Ontology annotation, cellular component: cytoplasm; neuron projection. The transcript is spliced from 5 exons. Gene Ontology annotation, biological process: neuron projection development; microtubule depolymerization; regulation of microtubule polymerization or depolymerization. Lineage: Eukaryota; Metazoa; Chordata; Actinopteri; Moronidae.
AUGUCAUGCAGCAGGCUGCUGUUUGCUGCUGAUGCUGCUGAGCUGCAGAUCUUCAGUCUGAACAGAGAGACCGAGCAUCACUGCAGGGUGACAGGCGUGGUGGACUUGAACCUGUGCAACAUUCGGGACAUGGAGGUGAUCGAGCUGAGCAAGCGGGCAAGCGGCCAGGCCUUCGAGGUCAUCCUGAAGCCGCCCACCUUUGACGGCGGCCCCGAGCUGAGGGCAACCACGCCGCCACGCCAGAAACCCUCGCUGGAAGAGAUCCAGAAGAAACUGGACGCCGCCCAAGAGAGGAGGAAGUGUCACGAGGCAGAGCUGCUGAAGCACCUGGCCGAGAGGAGGGAGCACGAGCGUGAAGUCGCUCAGAAAGCUCUGACCAAAGAGCGUCAGGGGCACAGAGCCGACGCCGACAAGGAGCAGCGGCAGAUGCACCUGAACGCCUCACAGGAGCGGCUGCAGGAGGAGGACAAGCACAGUGUGGAGGUGUCUUGAUGGCCUGAUCACAACACAAGCUGAACUUUAAUUGGAAGCCAUUUUGGAGGGCUGAUGAGCUGAAGUUUGAUGUGCUGGAAAUCCGGCGCUGCUCCAACUGGGAGACUGACAGGAAGAGACUCUGAAAAGAGCAGGAGAAGAAGAAAAUGAGGAGGAGGACUGCGCGCAAGUCCGACUGCUCGACCUCCUCUGUACAACCAGGACUCUUCUUAACGAGAUAAACUCUUUAUAAUGAGAAAGACUGAAGGACGCUGUAGAUUCAGUCAUCAUUAGAUGGUUCACAGAGGUUUUACUGUGCUUUGUUGCCAUGCCAACAGUGCCAAUGUGUUCAUGUGUGUGAUUGUGUACGUAUCACGGAUUCUUCACAACAUCUUAUCAAAGUUGCACCAACCAAACAAAGGAAAUGGAACGCAAAACUUAAAGGAAACUGCUUCUUCUAUGUCAAACCGGCAGAAAAACACAGGCUGGACUUCCUCAACCUGCCAGGAGAGAGGAAUAUGGAGACCUGCUACCUGGAUGUACAGCUGAUCAACAGCUCCAUCUGCUGGACAGUUUGCAUCAUUACAGUUACUGCAAAACCACAAGAAAGAAUUGAUCAGUUACGUUGGUGACAUCUAGUAAAAUCAGCAAACUUUCUCACAGGGGUACAGUCAAGGCUGCCUUAUCAAAGACAAGUCUCAGCAGUUUUGGGUCAAGGCUGAGUCCUAGUACAGGCGGAGACCAAGUCAAGACCAGGAAAGGCUUAAAACAAGUCAACUGGACUUGGUUGAGACCAAAGACCGUUAUAGGAGAAAUUAGUGUCCGAGACAAUUUAAAAUGCAGACAAGAGAGAGACGAGUCUGAGUCAAAACAGCCAGGAGACCCUAAACAAGUCCGGCUGAAAACACCCACCAAAGCAAGACAAGUUCAGGUCUAAACACUCGCUGAGACGAGCCCAUAUCAGAAAACAUUAGAGUCAAACAAUUCCAGAUGAAAACACCCACAAUACCGAAAACAAGUCAGAGUUAAUACUAGGGAUGAGCGAGUACAGCAUUAUCUCUAUCUGUACGUAAUCGGAGGGUCUUAAAGUGGGCAGAACUAACCUUAACUAGCCGGACAUGAAACAUUUCAAUCUGAAAAUGAUCCGGGUUGAUCAGACAUUGAUGCUUUGGAGCAAUGUUUCUGAUCAUAAGAGUGAGUAAGUAAUAUUGACACAUUUUACUCUGAUGAUACUCAUAUAAAGUACAUUAUCUUUACCUGUACCUCCUCCCAGCUCCCAAGAACCACCAGGAACAAAGAACUUUAACCCCUUUUAAAAAGUUUUUUUGAAUCUUUCAGCUUUAGUGUGAGCUAACAGCAACACAAAAAAACAAAAGGAACUAAAGUAGAGUAACCUUACCCUAACAUACUCAAAUCAAAGACAAAAAAAGACAGGUCACUAACCUAACUCAUUAUCAAAAACAGGAGAAAAUGGUUAAACAUAAAUGCUACCCACCCCGACCUAACCUGGGCUGUAACAUCUGUACACACUGAACAAACCACAAGCUACAGGUACCACAGCAGAGAGAUCCACAGCACAGGUACAGAGGAGAUUAAAGCACACACAGAAAUAGAAAAAGUUCUUACGACCUGGGUCGUAACAGUACCGGACAGUCAUUACAGACAAGUACUCGCUCAGCCCUAGUUCAGACCGAGAUACAGAGACAAAUUCAGAUUGAAACACACAAAACAUCCACAAGACAAGUUUGAGUCAAACGAGAAACAGAGAUGACUCCGAGUUACCUAAAACUAUACAAAUCUCUCUAGCCCUGCUUUCACAGCUCCUAAAUGUUAUUUAUCAGAUUCUAUAUUUAGAUCUGUCUCAUUUUUCUGAAUAUCAGGACAACUCACUAAAAUCAGCAUGCUAGCAUUUAUGCAACUAUUCUAUAUUUCCUUACUGUGUACAUCAAGAAUUAACAGCUAGGUAGCUCAUGUGGCUACAGUAGCUAUAUCACCGGUAACUUACCUUUCCAACAAUCAAUAUAUCAACCGCCUGCUGAUACGAAUGAAUGAAUUUUAGUGAUGAAUGCCUGAGAAGCGAUUGUGUACAUUGUUUACAGCUACAGUGGUGUGUGUGUGUGUUUGACUGGCAAUGUCAUUGUAAAGGAGUCAGGGUGGGAUGUUGAUGUUGAUGAUGAUGAUGAUGAUGAUGAUGACAAUGUACAGAAAUCACA